CAUCCCCCACGCUCUAGGUACUUAAAUUACCCCACGAUUUCUUCCCCACGUCCUAUUCCAGAAAUCGUACCCCCACGCGGGGGAAUCACGAAGAAUACUCAAUCCAGGUCAAAGCGUUCUUUUGUCAGAAUAUAUUCAUGGGGUCGAUCUAGCGAGCUGUGCCUCCGACUUUGCGGGGGAUCUGCUAUCCGAAAUCUGGAGUCGUUAGUGGACUCCGCGACUGUACUGUAUAUCAGUCCCUAAGCAUAUCUAUCGGGCCUUCUCGAUCGUCAGUCCGGGUGAACACUUCAGGACAAGAAAAUUCAUACAGCACUGAACCAUGUCCCGUGUUGAGAGGGCAGGGAUGGACGACUCAUUUGAGAAUGCUGGAAAGGCGCCUUCAGUUCAGCAUGAUGAAACAGUCAGUGGUCAGGAGCGGGUAGUGCUCACGGAAGAAGAUAACAAGCGCAUCCUACGAAAGACCGAUUGGGUGAUCCUACCGAUCUUGAUCUGGAUCUAUUUCCUUCAGAUCCUUGACAAGUCCCUUCUUGGAUAUGCCUCUGUAUACGGUCUUCAAAAAGAUACCGGUCUCAUCGGAAGCCAAUAUUCCAUGGUGGGAUCGAUCUCUUCAAUCGCGCAGCUGGCAUGGCUCCCAUUCUCUUCUUGGCUCGUCGUCACGGUGCCCCAUCGUAUUCUCAUGCCGGUUUUGGCGUUGGGAUGGGGCAUCGCGCAGGCUUGCAUGGCUGCUUGCAAGAGUUAUUCCGGUCUACUGGCAUGUCGCUUCUUCCUUGGCCUCUUUGAAGCUGGAUGUCUACCCUUGUUCAGUAUCAUCACCACGCACUGGUACCGGAGGGCAGAGCAGCCGAUUCGCGUUGCUGCGUGGUACGGCACCAAUGGUCUGGCAACCAUUAUCGGAUCAGCUCUGUCGUACGGACUGGGUCAGAUCCAUUCCGAUGCAAUCCACUCCUGGCAAAUCAUCUUCCUAUUCGGAGGCCUCUUGACGAUUAUAUCCACUCCAUUCGUCUGGUGGAGGUUAGACAACGAUGUCCUCUCAGCUCGUUUCCUGACCGAAAAGGAACGUGCACAAGCAGUGGAACGACUCCGAGCAAACCAAACCGGCAUCGGAUCUGCCGUAUUCAAAUGGUCCCAAGUCUUCGAGAUCUUCCUCGAGCCCAAAUCCUACCUCUGGUUCUCAAUGGCCCUCCUCCUCAACGUCGGAGCAAGCGUCACCAACACCUUUGGUCCAUUGAUCCUCAACGGCCUCGGCUUCAGCAAAUCCAUCACAUCCCUCCUCAACAUGCCAUUCGGCGCCGUCCAAUUGUUCGUCAUCCUCUUCGGAUCCUACGCCACGCACAAAUUCCGCCUCAAAUCCAUCGUCCUCGUUGCUCUGAUGCUCCCCGUCGUCGCGGGUCUCGCGAUGCUAUACGUCCUCCCGCGCAACAACAGCGAGCAAGGCGCCUUACUAGCAGCAUACUACCUCAUCGCCUUCCUCUUCGGAUGCAACCCCCUAAUCGUCUCCUGGAUCAUGGGCAACACCGCAGGCGCGACGAAGAAAUCCAUCAUCAUGUCAAUCUACAACGCGGGCUCAUCAGCCGGAAACAUCAUCGGGCCUCUCCUAUUCAACGCCACCGACGCGCCAGCCUACCUACCUGGUCUCCGAGCCGAUCUCGGCAUCACAAUCGCUUUCGUAGCGGUGGUCCUCAUCCAACUCGUCAACCUCAUGUUUCUGAAUCGGUUACAAGCCAGGAAGCGUGUCGCGAAUGGUAAAUCGGCUGUGAUACAUGAUCAUUCGAUGGAUAGGAAGUUCACUUCGAUGAAUAAUCCAGGUGAUGAGGAUGGAGAGACAAAAACAGGCGCAGAAUCCAGUGACGACUCGCUGCUCGAUCGGACGGAUCGGCAGAAUGAUGAAUUUGUGUAUAUUUAUUGAGAAACCUUUGGCUUUCUGGCUAGUUCUCAGGUGUUACACUAUUUUCUGGGUGAUUUGUUCUUUUUUCUCUCUUUCGAUAUGAGGAACACGUAUGCAUUAUAUGGAAGUAUGAAUGGGUGUUUGGCUUAUUAAUGGAGUCGGUAGAAAAUGUCUCGUUGUAUC
Messenger RNA from Paecilomyces variotii, 2068 nucleotides. Its product is annotated as MFS transporter. The record is from RefSeq and is a predicted model, not a curated record. Bases 320 to 1906 code for a protein of 528 amino acids. Gene Ontology annotation, cellular component: membrane. The transcript has 4 exons. Gene Ontology annotation, biological process: transmembrane transport. NCBI's taxonomy places the organism in Eukaryota, Fungi, Ascomycota, Eurotiomycetes, Eurotiales, Thermoascaceae. Gene Ontology annotation, molecular function: transmembrane transporter activity.